Molecule: messenger RNA, 2760 nt
Organism: Anopheles funestus (African malaria mosquito)
Lineage: Eukaryota; Metazoa; Arthropoda; Insecta; Diptera; Culicidae
Gene: stv
Product: BAG domain-containing protein Samui
Exons: 2
Coding region: 349-1380 (343 amino acids)
Biological process (GO): protein stabilization
Cellular component (GO): nucleus; cytoplasm; membrane
Molecular function (GO): adenyl-nucleotide exchange factor activity; protein-folding chaperone binding
Source: RefSeq, a predicted model, not a curated record
AAAAACACGACAGGUUUAUUUGGUGGUGUGCAACUGUGGAGAAAAACUGGAACGAAAAAAUUGAUUUUUGCGUUAUUCAACCACCCAGGUGUGUACUAUUUGUGGCUGUAGUGCAGCUUCUCGGUGAAAAACAGCGCUAGAAAGAUUCGUUCGCCAAAACGAAUCGACAGAAUUAGCGAAACAGCGCGUGGAAACUUCGCCAAGGUUCUAGAACAAACCGCAUUGGCGUUUGUCGCGGGUUGCGAGAAAAGGAGUGCAAGUGUGUGUGACAAAUAAUAAAGCAAGCAGACAAGUGACAGACGUACUUCGAGACAGACAUACGCAAGUACAGUAAAGGAAAGGAGAAAAAUGUCGUCACAACAGGAACAACCACAACAACAACAGCCUACUGUGCGGCACAUUCCGAUUUUCGUUGAAGGUCGUUCCGAACCGCUGAUAAAUACGACACCCGAAUCGCAACCUUCACAGCCAUCCCAGCACCAUCAAUCGGCUGGCAUGGAGGGCCCGAACAUGGAAAUGCCAAAUCGGAACGAUUUCUUUAAACACGGAACAAUUUUCGAUCGGGCGCGUGAUAUCCCUGUGCGAUCGAACUUUCCAGGCUUCCAGGGAUUCGAAUUUAAGCGCGAAGCAUCACCCGGUGCUAGCAGAACGUCUCCCUUCCCAGAUAUCUCCAACCAUAUGUGGCCCGAGUCGGAUCCAAUGAAUGCUAAUGUGCCUCGUGGAACAUCGAUUCCUAGACAAACGCCUUCGCCUUCGGCCGCUCAUCAGCAGCAGCAGCAGCAACAGCAAAAGCAAAACACGGCCAAUUCCCAACCGCAACAACAUGUGCCCCGGGCAACGCAAACACAGCCGCAACCGCAAACACAUCCGCAACCGCAACCACAGCAGCAACAGCCGCAGCAACAGCAUCCUGCUGGGCAGGAUCAACCGGACUGCCGUCCAAAGAUGUCGACUAAGGAAGAUCCGAUCACGAAAAUUCAAAAGAUCCAAAAAGAUGUUCUCGCCAUCUUCGAUCAGGUGGAACAUUUCAAGGGUGGCAAGGAGGGCAAGAAAGACAAAGCGUACAUUUAUCUGGACGAGAUGUUGACGCAGAACCUGCUGAAGCUGGACUCAAUCGAUGCCGAGGAUCAGCCCCAGAUUAAGUCCGCCCGGAAGGAAGCGAUUAAAAGCAUAAACACCUGCAUCGCGGUACUGGAGGCAAAGGCCGAAGCAGGUGCUAGUGGGAGCGCCAAUGCUAGCACCGGCUCUAUCGGGCAUGCAGCCAGCAGUAAUGGUAUCGACGCAAACGGCACGGCGCAGUCUCCCUCGAAUACUUCAAUUCCUCACUCAUCAUCCAAUUCUAGUCAACGGCAGGCCCCGAAUGAAGCACCGAAGCAGUAGUGAACCCCUUCCUCCGUGAAGGUGUGUCCCGAUUUGCCGCCACUCCCACGGUGGGAUUCGCUCUAGAACGAUUUCAAAGAAGUGAAAUUCUACACGAUCAUCACCCUCGAUGCAGCAUCAGUUCAUGGGACAUGGAACAGUUUAAAUGUGCGUGCGUUACUUUAUCCAUUUAUAUCACUGUUCGAUCGAGGAUGUGCUUGAGUUUUUUGAUCCUCCUUGUGUCAUAUGGUACUGAUAUCCAUGGCAGCUCGUUCUGCAUGAACAGACACUUUUUUCGCUUUGUCUUAACCGUCCUGAUCGUCCAAGAUCAUAUGUUUCUCUAUCCCUGCUUACAUUUUCACAGCCAUUCGACGAGGCUAACAAAAGAAACAAAUUCAAGAAUCCCAGCCUCAGUACCAAUCGUUGUGGUCAAUGAUUCGAAUUGUCUAGAAAUAAGAUUGAUGGUCAAAACAAGCAAAUUAAGUUUAUUUCUUCUUCGUUUGGUUUGAUCAACGGUGAGUCAUCCAAGCGCGAUAGGUUGGAAUCCUUUACUGGUGCUUCUUCUGAAAGGGGCUCGCACUAUAUUUAUGCUUUAUAUGUAUUAUAAUAGCAGCUAGUAGAAUGGACAGGAAAAGCUUGAAUUGAAGAGAAGACAGAAAAAAGGCUACAAACAAGCGGAUAUGGUCGUAGCAUGUAUUAAAAUGGCACUUCAUUAACGCUUAGGGGCGCACACACAGUGAAUAGGAUUUGGUUAGGAGCACGGAUCCAGUGACCUUCGUGCAAUCAAAAUGUGAACAUAGAUUGGAGACAUAUUUAUUUUUCUUAUUUUUAGUUAGUAAGUAACGAGUAACGGCAAACAUUUCACACACUUUCGUUAGGGUUUGAUGAACAGUAGAUGGCAAAGCAAGUAGCGGUGAAAGAUUGAAGAGAUUGUAGGACGCAGCGGUGGAAAGUUUCGGCAAAACUAGAUACAGAAACUACAGAGAAAACUACAUCGAUAACAAUGAUAACGAAUAUUAACAAAUUUGUAACGGUAGCUGUGGACUGGCCCCGUUGACGCGGCAAGUUGGCGACAAUUACUGCGUGUGGAAAUCAUGCCCGUGCCAUGGGACAAGGAUACAAUGCAACCAUUUAACCGUGAAUAACUUUGAACGAUAUAAUUUUAAUAAUAAAAACACUCACACAGUUUGUUUAAAUAGACAAUAAACAUUCAACAUCUCUUUGAUGCGUUAUUCGACGGGUAGCGUUAGUUUUGUUAGUUAUUUUGGACGAGCGCCAGGGUACUAAACUUUAUGCCCAACUAUAUGUAUCGUACUAAUUGAUUUUCUGUUACGCUUUCACACGCUGUGCCAUCUUCAGCUGACAGUGAAGAUAUGGAAUAAAGUUAAUGGUUACACUUAA